Messenger RNA from Paramecium sonneborni, 827 nucleotides. NCBI's taxonomy places the organism in Eukaryota, Ciliophora, Oligohymenophorea, Peniculida, Parameciidae. The record is from the annotation of a GenBank genome assembly.
AUGUUAAUAUAAAUAAUUUUGUUAAGUGUGGCAUAAGCAUAGUUAGGUUAUGUAAAGGAGGUGAUGAAUUAAUUAGCUGAUCAAGAAUGCAGUUUGAAAAAUAGAAUUGUUUAUGGAUAGUAGAAGCUUCAUCACUUAUCAGGAAUAUAUUUUUGUGAUUCUUAUGCUAAAAGAACAUGUUGUAGUCAAUAAAAUUUAGAAGAAUUAAAAUACAAGUAUUCUUGAUAAUAGUAUUAAUUUUAGAUGGUAUAGAGAAUAGUAAUAAGCAGUUGAACUUAGUCCAUAAUGUUAGGAGAUAUUUACAAAAACUAUUUGUUCUGAUUGUGAUGGUGAUAUAGGAUAGUAAGUUAGAGUUGGAUUCUGUCCUCACUUUUGUAAUCAAAUGUAUUAAGCAUGUUCGAUGGAUUUAUUUUAAUAUGAAGAAAAAACAUAGAAAUUAAGACUUUGUUAUUAAGUAAGAACAUUUAUAAUUCUAGAAUGACGUGUUAUGUUCUGAACUUAGAAACAUUGUGACUAAUGGAGAUUAAUUCUGUACAUCAUUAGGAUAUAAAGUGAAUUCCUAUUCUAAUAGAGAUGAAUGGAUGGAAAAUAAGUAUUUGAAUCUAUCUACAACUCCAUUAUGUUGGGAUGGAACACCAUCUCAUAGAAUUUGGGGCAAUGAAGCUAAAUUACCAGAAACUAAAGUUAAUGUAAAGAAUAAGAAGCAUAAUUUUAAAGAUGAAUAAUAACAAUCUUAUUUAGGGUUAUACAUAUUUGCUGCUAUUGUUUUAGUGGGUGCAUACUUUAUUUCCAAAGUAUUAUUAAAAAAAUGAUUAAUGUAUGUAUGU